AUGUUUCCUCGGACACCGCGUUUUCCUGAAAGCAGCAGUCGCAGCAGCAGCCCGAGCAGCAGGAGCAGCAGCAGCAGAAGCAGCAGCAGCAGCGAGGGUAGCGGCAGCAGAAGUGGCAGUAGGAGCAGCAGCGGUAACAGAAGCAAGUCUGGCAGUGCUCGCAGCAGCAUUGAUAGCAGCAGCAGCAACAGCAGGAGCAGCAGCAAUAGCAGCAGCAAUAGCAGCAGCAGCAGCAAUAGCAGCAGCAGCAGCAACAGCAACAGCAGCAGCAGCAGCAGCUUAAAACCCUUCCGAUCCCCCAGUGAGGUAUUUAGACUACUAGAUGAUAAGGUGGUAGCAGAAGCAGCAGCAGCAACAGCAGCAGCAGCAGCAGCAGCAGCAACAGCAGCAAAGACACCAAUACACCCCGGUUGGGUGCCUCGUGCCUCGUCGUCAGCUCCUGCUGCACCUUCAUUAGACACCUCUGCUGCUGCUGCUGCUCGCACACGAGGGAGACUGCCCGCCGUGAUACAGGCAAUGCAGGAGGAGGCAGCGCAGCAGCAGGAGCAGAAGCUGCAGCAGCUGCGCCAAUUUGUACUCCUAUUAAAAGAACUACGAGCAACAGCAGAAGCAGAAGCUCGGCUGUCUGCUGAGAGGACAGCAGCAUUUGCUGCUGAUCGUUCCUUCUUCUUGCUGCAGCAGCUGAAUCAAUUCAGCAGCAAUCUGCAGCAACUGCAGCAGAAGCAGCAGCAGCAGCAGCAAAAUCUACAGACCCUACUGCAGCAAAAAGAGCAGCAAGACAAGGAAAUAAAAAAUCUACGUUUGCUGCUGCAGCGGCAAUCAAGGGUGCUGCAGCAGGUAAAUGUCCUUAUAAAGGAGCAUGCAGCAGCAGCUGCUGCUGCGGCAGCAGCAGCAGAAGAGGACGGAGCAGAGGGCCCGGCUAUUGCUGCUGCUGCUGCUGCAGCAGCAGCAGCAGCAAAGCUGCAGACAGACGCAGCAGAGCUGCAGCAGCCAGACAGCCAGCAAUCAGAAGGCGACAGCAGCAACAACAGCAUCCCUGGCCAGCAACUGCCAGCUGCAGCAGGAGGAGGAGCAGCAGCAGGAGCAGCAGCAGCAGCUCCUGCUGCAGCAGACGAAGAGAGCGAGGUAUUGGCAGUAAGAGAGAGACAACUAGAGAGAUUGGCGAAGGAAUUAGAUCAGCAACAUCUUCUUUGUAUUGCACAGGGUGAAGAGAUUCAGCGUUUAUUAAAAGAAGCAGAAUGUGAGCAAUGGAGAAGAAGAGAGGCAGAGAAGGCAGUAGAUAAAGAAAGAAAAAAAAGAGAAGAAUUACAGGCACAGCUUAAGCUAACGGACAAAUCUAGUCGCUAUAAAUCGCAGCUGAGCAGCAGCAGCGUUCCUGUGUCUCUGCGGCUGUCGCACAACCACAGCCUGGGCAGCAGCAGCAGCAGCAGCAACAACAACAACAACAACAGUAACAGCAACAGCAACAACAACAGCACAAACAACAGCAACAACAAUAACGACAGCAGCAGCAGCAACAGCAGCAGCAGCACCGAUCACGAAGCCCUGCUGCUGAUGCUGAAUAAGGAAGUAGAGGAGCUGGUGCAUGCAGCAAAGCUGCAGCAGGCAGCAGAAGCUCAGAGGCGGCUGCUGCUGCAACAGCAGCAGCAGCAGCAACAGCAACAACUGCAGCAAACAGCUGGACAUUGCAGGCAUACCCUGCUGCAGCCGCCUAUAGCAAUUGAUGCUGCUGCAGCAGCAAAUGCAGCAGCAAAUGCAGCAGCAGCAGAAGCAGCAGCAGACACAGAAGGUGCAGCAGCUAGUGCAGACACAGCUGGCCAAAAACCAGCAGCAGCAGCAGCAACCACUACAGCAGCAGCAGCAGACACAGCAGCAGCAGCAGGCACAUCACCAGCAGACACAUCACCAGCAGGUGACAGACAGCUGGCUCCCGUUGAUCGGCAGCAGCAACAGCAGCAGCAGCAGGAACAGCAGCAGCAGCAGCACUCGCAGGCACAUCUGUAUUCCCUGUGGUCUGCAGCCCCGGAGGAGCCCGUAGAUGUGCAGCUGCACCUGGACUCUCUUGAGGAUGCAGCAGCAGCACUGCACGGCAGCAGCAGCAGCAGCAACAAUGGCAGCAGCAGCAAAGGCAGCAGCAGGAACAGCAGCAACGAGAUACCACGCAGCAACAGCUAUGAGCCUCUUGGUACCUGCCAUAACGAAACAGCAGCAGCAACAAAAGCAGCAGCAGCAGCAGCAGCAGCAGCAGGGGCAUCUGGUGCAGAGGCUCUCCCCUAA
Messenger RNA from Eimeria maxima, 2277 nucleotides. RefSeq lists its product as hypothetical. The transcript has 5 exons. Lineage: Eukaryota; Apicomplexa; Conoidasida; Eucoccidiorida; Eimeriidae. Bases 1 to 2277 code for a protein of 758 amino acids. The record is from RefSeq and is a predicted model, not a curated record.